AUGGCUGACAGCACAGAAAUCAUAAAUGAGAAUUCCACCACCCAACACGGUUCAGAAAAUUCGAGCCUCACCAUGAAUGAGAAUCCACUCACUCUACACAGUUCGGAUAAUCCGAGCCUCAUCUUGGUUUCCAAAGUCCUUGAACCACACAACUAUGGACAAUGGAGUCGAGCCAUGCGCAUCCGUCUUAGUGCAAAGAAUAAGAUCGGGUUCAUCGACGGAUCCAUUGAGAUGUCGUCACCCACAUAUAAAACUUUUCAUUCUUGGCAAUGUUGCAACGACAUGGUAUUGUCAUGGAUCUUGAAUUCUGUGAGUCCAGACAUUGCUUCCAGCGUAAUCUACAUGGAUUCAGCAUCGGCCGUAUGGAAAGAUCUCUAUGAUCGGUUUUCACUAGGGAAUGAAUCAAGAAUUUACCAAAUUCAGCAAGAAAUUGUUGAACACCAACAAAAUUUAGAUUCAAUCUCCGUCUACUUCAACAAAAAGAAAGCUUUAUGGGAUGAACUAGCCUUCUAUCAGGAACCAUUUACCUGUACAUGUGGGGGACUGAAGAAAGUCAAUGAAAGAAUGGAAAAUGAGAGACUUAUGCAAUUUCUUAUGGGAUUAAAUGAAACCUAUGCUACAAUUAGAGGAACUAUAUUGAUGAUAAGUCCACUGCCGGAUACUCGAAAGGCCUUUUCCAUAACCCUGCAACAUGAAUGGCAACUCGACAUCGCCUCAUGCCAUGAAGGAACCAACGGCAAUUUUCAAGCCAUGGCUGUAAAUCAGUCAGGCAAACCAUUUAAGGGCAGUAGCUCACGUGAAAUCACUUCCUCUCGCACUGGAGAAGCAUCCCGAAAGACAUCCAAAUGCACGUAUUUUGGCCACAAAUUUCAUGGUAAAAACAUCCAGUCGAAGAAUAAGAGGGCUACGGCAAAUAAUUUUGGCAUUAGUCAAGAAGAUGCUCAAAAAGUGCAGCCAAUGAAACAAGAAGGCCCAACCUUCACAACUGAGGAAUACAAUCAAAUUAUAGCCAUGUUGAACAAAAUGAAUGGUAAUGCCUUUGCAAAUGCCACAGGACGUGGACAAGAAGAGGAUGAUUGGCCUGGGCAAGCAAUAUAA
Molecule: messenger RNA, 1098 nt
Organism: Olea europaea var. sylvestris
Lineage: Eukaryota; Viridiplantae; Streptophyta; Magnoliopsida; Lamiales; Oleaceae
Exons: 3
Coding region: 1-1098 (365 amino acids)
Source: RefSeq, a predicted model, not a curated record